AGCCACUGUUGAUCCUUGGCAGAGUAUUGUGCCUCUGAACCCCCUUCUUCAGAGUUUCCGGCUUCUACAAAUUGUAACGUUUUCUGUGCAAAACAAACAUAAUUCGAAAUGGAUUCUAGGAAUGUAUUGCCGUACGGCAUCAGGAGCCAGCUCGAGUGUAUUUCCCGCGCGGUGCUGCUCUCACAGCCAGGUGACAUCCCUGGAUUCUUAGAGGUACAUUUAGCCCAAAUGAAACAAUCCGCAGGAGAGGAUUUGACUGAUCUUAAAGAGGUUGCCUUUCGGUAUCAAGAGCAAUGGGAGAACGACUUCCUGGUACGGAUCAGCAAACGAGGACAAAUGGGAGAAACAGCAACCGUGAGAUUGUCUACGUCGUCUGUCGCCCUUUCCAAAUCAUUAACCUUGUUUGAGGCUGAGAAUCUAUCAAUACCACUGUCAGUGCCGUAUGAAGAGAUUCCCCUAUCUGCAACCGUAGACACUUUUGGAUCAGUACCGAGAAAAAAGUCCCAACAAGCGUUGCCAGUCAAGAUUCCCAGCCAAAAGGAGACAAAGCCAGUUAAAAAGACUACAGUGGCCGUCCAGACUCAACUGCCGUACAAAGCUCCUUCACAGGGGACACAAAUAAGAGUGUGCGGUGAAUACCCAAAAGAUGAGAGGAAAGGGCUGCACGCCCUUAAACACCCCCAACCUACGCUCUCACCCAACUCCCAGAAAACCUCUCUACAAAAGAAGUCGAGGGGGAAAAAGUCCAAAAUAAUGAGUGACAGUUUCAAUUGCUCGCUGGAGGAUUGCUUGUAUCAUAAACCCAAAGAUCAGUCUGAUCAGGACAAGAAAUUGGAGGGAGUCCAAACCACCACAGUGCCAACAGUCCAUAGGUAUCGGGGUGUUAAAAAACCAGAGGUAGGGCCUGGAUCUGAGAUACGGGUCCCAUAUAGACCCAAGGGAGGAAUGAUUUUUGAUCCAGAACUCUUGCCACUGAGUCCUAAAGUAUAGUGCUGGACUAUUACGACUGUAUGCGUUUAAUGGUAUCUUCCUCAAAUUAAAUCACCUUUUCAUAUAGGUGGAUUUUUUUUUGAUCACACAAAGGAGUGAGAACAAACUCAAUGGUCUAAAGUGGAACUGCACAAAUUCGAAAGACAGAAAAAGAAUGAGUUGGAACAGUGGAAUAAAGGGAAACCAGUGCCAGUCAUGGAGUUAAAGGUUCUGUAUCGAACAACUUCGAUGGGAUUAUUGAAAUGACAAGACUUGAACUGUGUCUGGCUCAGGUCACAGAUCCACCAAAACAGAUGGAAGUUUGAGAAAAUAGUACAGGUCCCACAAUCAACAAACUUCUGCUGUCGAAGCUAGUAUGGUGUAAAAGUUUUUACAUUGGUUUGGCCAUCUUUAUGUCUGUACAAACUUGUGUAUUUUAAAUUGCAUUGUGUAGGUCAGUCGUGUCAAACAUGACAAAAAUGAUAUACUUUUGUUAAUGAAACUGCUGAAAACUUGGAAAAUAAUUGUCCUGUUUCCGCCAAUUUAGUUUAUUCUAAAUCAUGUUUUGUAUCUAACAAUGUAUUCUUGUUUUAUUACUUGUAUUACUUAAUUUCCUGAACACUAUACAAGCUACGUAUUGUAUUUUUUCAAAUAUUGAUUUUCAACGACUUUUCAAAAAAACAAUGUUGUUUUCAUCAUGUAAAAAAUAAUGUGAAUUAUCGGAUUAAGUAAGAUCUGCUUGUUCAUACUUCUUUUUGAACAUGUUGAAUUCUGUAAAUGUAUA
Molecule: messenger RNA, 1753 nt
Organism: Nerophis lumbriciformis (worm pipefish)
Lineage: Eukaryota; Metazoa; Chordata; Actinopteri; Syngnathiformes; Syngnathidae
Source: RefSeq, a predicted model, not a curated record